Messenger RNA from Otolemur garnettii (small-eared galago), 726 nucleotides. RefSeq names its product GLIPR1 like 1 (gene GLIPR1L1). Bases 1 to 726 code for a protein of 241 amino acids. Lineage: Eukaryota; Metazoa; Chordata; Mammalia; Primates; Galagidae. The record is from RefSeq and is a predicted model, not a curated record. The transcript is spliced from 6 exons. Gene Ontology annotation, cellular component: extracellular region.
AUGUAUGUAACAGGGAAUCCUGGGCAUCCUCCCGUGGCUGUCAAGAUGGAAUUUAGUUGCUUAUGGACCUUAGGUCUGUUUCUGAUGGCCAGUAAAUCUUCCGCACUCCCAUCCAUCACAGACACCACAUUUAUAAACGAGUGUGUGGAUGCCCACAACAGCUUGAGGCGCCAAGUCAGCCCUCCUGCGGCCGACAUGAAAUUCAUGGGCUGGGACAAAAAUUUAGCAAAGACAGCAAGUGCAUGGGCACACAAGUGCAAAAUAGCACAUAAUGACUGUUUAGACGUAGCAAAUGGAUGUCACGCAGGUUUUGCAUUUGUCGGAGAAAAUUUAUGGACAGGUGGAGAAGGCGGUUUUUCACCACACGUUGCCGUUAAUAGUUGGUACAAUGAAACUGCAUUUUAUAAUUUUGAGACUCUGUCAUGUUCCAAAGUUUGUGGACAUUAUACACAGGUAGUGUGGGCCAAUACAUACAAAAUUGGUUGCGCAGUCGCCAAGUGUCCUAACCUUGGAGGUUCAACUGUAGUAUUUAUAUGCAACUAUGGACCUACAGGAAAUUAUCAAAAUACACCCCCUUACAAGACAGGAGAAUUUUGUUCUCUAUGCUCAAAACAAGAGAAAUGUGUAAAGAAGCUCUGCUACGAUCCAAUCUUGAAUGGGAAACCACCUCAGUGGAUAGCGUUUAACUCAUUCUGCAUAGGUUUUAUUCUUCUGCGAAUCUUUUAA